Molecule: messenger RNA, 1772 nt
Organism: Vitrella brassicaformis
Lineage: Eukaryota; Vitrellaceae
Source: the annotation of a GenBank genome assembly
GUUAAACACAAUAACCAACCAACCAAGUCCUCUGUCGGUUUGUCCCGUUGACAUAAAAACACGCACCCUAACAUGCAACACGCGCAGAGGGCAGAUCCGUGGGCAGCAAACAGGUGGAUAUGCAAUGCUGCGAACGACGGUUUCAGGCAGUACCGUGGAAGCAAGUGGCGGACUCUCAUUUUGCCUCUUGGUGAUUCCACGACCCAGGUUUGCUUGGACGUUUGACUGCUAUCCCACACGAGGGAGCAUCGUCUUGAGUUCCUGCGUGGAAAAUCUGAUGUAACCGUAACGCAUCUGAAAUUAUCGUCAUCCGCCUCACAACAUGGACGCGCGGGUGUUUCCUCGUACCUGGACGGAAUGGGGCAGUGCUUCCCUCUCAAGGGUGAGCAAAGAGGAAAGAGGAAGGAGGACAGAACAUCUUCUACCAUUUUCGUCUCCCUCUCUCGUGCGCGACUUUUUUAGGCGUGGCGUGUGACGAUGGGGCUCGUCUGUUUGUCUUUCAUGGCCUCGUCUGUUCACGCUGACCCUGGGCUCCGCUACGCAGCGGGCGGCGUGUCAGAUCACGAAGAGCUCAGCCUUGGCCAUCGCUCAGAGGGCAGAAAACUUGUGGCGAACGACAGUGGUGCGCGCAAAGCGGUUGUGCUUCAUCGCUUGUGUCAGAACAUAUCGUUGUCUGCCUGUCAGAGCACGAGUUGUAUGACCCCUAUAUCGAGUGUCUUGUAAGUCAGUCAGUCGCCAUGAUGAGCAGACCCUACAGGCACAGUGGAGUGAUAGUCUUGUGUGUGUGUUUGUGUGUGUGUCUGUGUGUUGAUCAGAAUGGCACGUUGUCGGCAGAGCGAAGCUCGUCAAACACGAGGGCCAUCCUGAAGUUCGCUGAUGUGGGAUAUCGUGUGGCGACAGAUGAUUUCGAAGUCGUCAAUGUUACCCUCCCUAUGUGAGCUCCACGGCUGCCCGCGAGAGGGUCAUGAGGCCAUCAUGCACACACAACAUGGGUUCGUUUUGGUCAGGGGGCUGAAAGAAAAGCAAGGUGUGGACAUCAAGGCCAUGCUGGACGCGACACCACAGCAGCUCGAGGUACGCCACCUGCCCAAGUGCAGUGCUCCUCGCAGCAUCAGUCAUGUAUGCAAAGGGCGACUGCUCUGUGGGCAUCUUUUGCAGCUCUCGUGUGGCGCUGAUGUGCUCCAACCGACCGACAUCCCUAUCGACUUCUCUUUCGAUGUGGGUUCAUAUUUCGGAUACGCGAAAGAGGUCUUUCUCAUUUCUGAAGUGUGCUACAUAUCGGUAGUCUGUUUCUGAAGCGGGCCAUCAUGCUCUCCUGACCACUUUUCUGACGAACUGGUCAGUCAGUGUGAUCUCGUCCCAUCGUCUGUUUUCUGUACUCAACAUACUGAUUGGUGUAUCUAACCUAACUAGUAGUGCGUACAUACUUUCACACUUGGAGUGGUGUGCGACGGCCAGAUCGAGCAGAUUGUGAAUUUUGACUCGACUGUUGACUAGAUCAAAGCAGGUGAAUUUUGGGCCGCUGUUGAGUCGACCUGUCGACUUCCUGAUGAAUGGGAUGUACGUUACAGGUGGCCACCUGUACGUACAGAUUGAUAUAUAUAUUGACGGACUUUCGUGCAGCCAGUUGUCCGCCAUUAGUCGUGAGUGUGUGCUUGAGCCACCUGUACGUACAGAUUGACGAACCUGUUUAUUGCACGAUUGUGGCAGAAUUUCAUAUCAGUCCCCGAUUGACGGACUUUCGCAUGCAGCCAGCUGUCCGCCAUUAGCGG